UCGAGAGCUCAUGAUAUUAAUACAAUGCAAGCAUGCAUAUCUUCCUCACACUUCUCUCUUGGACAAUCUCAAACUGCUCGAUGACAAUGGAAAGAUCACUUGCAGCUUUCUCGUUUGCUUUGCUUGCUUCUUUAGCUUCAGCAGUGGUUCUUCUGGUUCAAGCUCAACAAAAUCCAGGUUUUAUUAGCAUCGACUGUGGGGCACCUAAUCAAUACACCGAAGAGUAUUACAACAUAGCAUAUGCAACGGAUGAAGGCUUCAUAGAUUCCGGAGAGAACAUGCAGGUAUCCUCAGAGGUCAUAUAUACAUAUUAUCAACAAUAUUCGAAGAAUUUAAGGAGUUUUCCCAAUGGAACAAGGAACUGUUACACUUUAAGACCAGAUCGAGGCAAGAAUGUCACCUAUCUGAUUAGGGCGACAUUUUGGUAUGGGAACUAUGAUGGGAAGAAUAAAACUCCUUCAUUCGACUUAUACAUCGACGUUAAUUAUUGGGCCACGGUGAGCUCUUUGAUUUAUUUCUAUGAAGAAAUCACGUAUGUGUCCCAAGCAGAUGAUAUCCAAGUGUGCCUUGUGAAUACUGGCAAUGGAGUGCCCUUCAUUUCAGCAUUGGAGCUAAGACCUCUUGAUGAUGACAUCUCUCCAUCGGGACUUGGAUUCUUGCAACUCCACUGGCGGUGUGACAUCGGACUAAGCUCGAAGUCUCCUAUGAGGUAAUCAAUUGAUUUUAUGAAAUAUGAGGAAAUUCACUUACUAUUGGCGGUAAGAAAUUUUUACUAAGCAUCACUUUCAGGUUGACAAAUAAAUGGAUUUACGACGUUUUUGGUAAUUUUCCCCAAAUUAGUGUCCUAGAGACAUAGUAAGAACAAAUGAAAUAUAAUGGGUCAAAGUACCAUUUGACUAUUUCCUUACAUAAGUUUCUCAAAAUGAUUAAUGUUAUGUUAACAUCAGAAUCUCAUAUUAUUAAUACAUUAAUGCAAUAACUUUUUCAAACUUAAAUGUCUAUAUAUGAU
This is a messenger RNA of Eucalyptus grandis, 1009 nucleotides long. Its product is annotated as probable LRR receptor-like serine/threonine-protein kinase At1g05700. The record is from RefSeq and is a predicted model, not a curated record. The transcript has 2 exons. Lineage: Eukaryota; Viridiplantae; Streptophyta; Magnoliopsida; Myrtales; Myrtaceae. The coding region runs from base 33 to 713 and encodes 226 amino acids.